AUGCAGAUAUUAUUCGUGUUCGUUUGUCUUCGUAUUUCUUCGAUAACAGCAAACCUCAUGAUUUACAACACGGAUCUGAAUGGACUCACAGAAAAAUAUGAUUGUUUGAUUAUUGAUGAUCAUAACCUUGCAAUUGGGAAAAAUGAAUAUUGUAGAAGACCACUUGAAAGUCUAAUUAAUCGGAAUGCCGAUGAGUGUGAUGAAGCUGCUAUUUAUUUUUCAACUUUACGUAAACAUAAUCGAACAAGUUCAUAUAUGAUCAAAUAUGGAGCACCAGUUGAUACUAUUGAUGCAUAUCAGAUCUAUCUGGAAACUGGAAGAGAAGACGGACAGAUUGAUUGUGACAAUGGUAUUGAUGAACAAUAUUGCUUAGCACUUGAACUAAAUCAAUGCAAUGCUCAGACAGAAUAUCGAUGUCGUCAAGGUUUCUGUAUUUCUCGUCAAGCAGCGUUCGAUAUGGUUCGUGACUGUCUUGAUGCUUCGGACGAACAUCGCUUCGACAAAUAUAAUAUGGUCCUUACGACGGAUGUCUUUUGUGAAGACCAUGAGUUUCUUUUCUGCCAUGAACAUUUCUGCGGUAAGAACAUGUUUGCUUGUGGUGAUGGAACAUGCUCUAGCAAUUUGUGGGAUCGACUGUCCUGCUCAACAAAACGAGAUUUACAAUUUAUACGCCACAUUCUGUCAACAUCGAUGACUGACAAAGAUUCUUGUUGGACAUAUGCCAUUUGUCAUCUGAAAUUUCUCGAUGUUUUUCCUCAUAUAACAUCGUCGAUUUGUCAAAGAAGCAAAUGUGAGAAAGAUAUGUUCUUUUUUCCUGCUGAACAUCCCAUCGUAUAUCCCAACGUUCAACUGCUUUACAAGACAAAAAGAAUAUUUUCUUCCGAUAAUGUACAACCAGAUUACAUAUGUUUUGAUGCUCUUAAAUGUCAGUAUCAUAACUGGUCAAUGAUUACUCUAUUCAAUAGAACAUGUUCACCGUGGAAUAACUUCAAUAAAAUUAUGUUUUCGAAAGAUUCAUGGCAUAUGAUGAUAUUUAGCAUUCAACAAAUAUUUAUUUCCUGUACUAUUCCUUCGAUUGAGUCGAAAAAUGAUGACCGUUUAUUCGAAUGUGGACAAUCGUUCUUCAUAUCAAAGCAUCGCUUAAACGAUGGCUAUGUAGAUUGCUAUAUGGGUAUUGAUGAAUAUCAAGAGCGUGAUACAUGCGCAUUGAAUCUUGCUAAUCGAUUUCAAUGUCAAACGGACAAAACACAAUGUAUUCCACGUUUAUUUUUGUCCGAUGGUAUCGAAGAUUGUAUGGAUGGAUCGGAUGAGAACUCUCUUUAUCCCUGUUCGUCGUAUCCUGUAGAAGCUGGUUGUAAAUGGAAACGAGGUUCGUUGAAUAUUACUGUAAACUUCAGAUUUCUUCAAUUAUGUGAUGGAUUUAUCAGUAUCAAAAUUGACAAUAUGACAGAUGAAAGCAAUUGUCUUUCGACUUGGAUUGAUCAAUGCAACUCGUCUUGGACACGUUGUGACGGUUACUGGCAUUGUCGCGAUGGGCGCGAUGAACUGAAUUGUCCACCAAUUCCACAAUAUCCUUGUAAGAACAAAGAAGAAUUCUAUUGUAUGAACAGAACAACCAGGACAUUUGUUUGCUAUCCUUCACAUUUGGCCGGUGAUGGGCAUGAAGACUGUGUUGGAGCAAUAGAUGAAAGGGUAGGCGGGUACUGUCAUCAAACUAAUCCAAUGAAUAAGACAAAACGUUUUCGAUGUGGCAACUCAAGUGUUUGUCUUCAUCAUCAACAGCUUUGUAAUGGAAUUCGCAACUGUCCAAUAGAUAACUAUGAAGAUGAAGGUGCAUUAUGUCCAUGGCUAGAGAACACAUUAACAACAGAAAACCAAAAUCCAUAUUUUCUUUGCCCUAAUCAAUCUAAAUUAGCAUUUCGUUGUAACCAAAUACGAGAGUGUGCUAAUGGUGAAGAUGAAUUUUAUUGUAACAUUGAUGAACCUGACUUUAUUCGCGGUAUGCUCUAUCUUGAACAGUAUUUAUCAUCUAUUAUUGUAUAUCCUCCACAAAUUCCAACAUCAUUGCUAUCGAGUAAACAUGUAAAGACCGAUAUAGUAUCAAUACAUGCAAAAAUUGCUCGAAUGCAUCACACUCAAUUAACUUCAAAUAAAAAUCUUGUGCAUGCUACCUGGUUUUGUAAUCGAGGUCUCUUAGGAUACAAAAACAAUAAAGAAAUUUGUUUUUGUCCAUUCUAUUCAUAUGGAGAUAGAUGUGAAUUCCAACGACGUCGAGUGACCAUUACUGCUCGCGUGGAGACGAAUGAUUUUUAUUCAGACAAUUUUGUUUCAUUAAAACUGGUCUUUUAUUUAAUUAAUAGAGAAAAUUUCCAUAUUGUAGAUUACACUCAAACUAUUAUUAUUCCUCGUAAAAUGCGAAUGAAUUCAAGACCAUAUGAUUAUAGCAGUCUCUUCAUUUAUCUUCUUUUCCCAACUCAUCGAUAUAAGGAAUUUCGAGAAGCUGCCCAUUUUGUUAAAAUUGAUGCGUUCAUUCUCAAUAAUCAAUCGUUGGAUUUUCAAGCAAGUUGGUAUUAUAUUUUACCGUUUAAAUUUCUUCCUGUUCAACGACUUUCUGUGCAGCUGAUUUUAGUAAACACAGUUUUUAGGUCGCUCGGUACAUGCAUUCAUGGAACACGCAUGCCCUACAUGAAUAGUGAACAAACUUGGUGUCAUUGUGAACCUGGUUGGAUUGGCACAGAGUGUCGUUAUCGUGAUACAGUUUGUCAUCCCAAUCCUUGUUUCGCGGGAAGUAUCUGUAUAUCUGUUAGAGAACAGUACGUCUGCUUAUGUCCAUCGAAUCGCUUUGGACCAACAUGUCGAAUUGAAACAACGCAUAUCUGUCAUUCAGAUAUAUGCCAUAAUAAUGGCUCAUGUUUAACACUGGAUGUUAAUGGGCGAAUAGGAGAACGCCGAUUCUACUGUCUGUGUCCUCUUGGUUUUACAGGCCUUAAAUGCGAAAAAAAAGCAGCUCGUUUCAAUAUUCGGUUUGAAUCGGAGUUAAUUAAUAAAUACUUGCACGCUCCAGCGAUCAUUUUUCGUCUUAGCCGUGUAGGACACUUGGCUCAGCUCGAAGAUUCUUACAAAUACAUGAUUAAAAAUGUUCAACUUGCAAAAUCGUUGCCAACUUUUUAUCGCGAUCCAAAAGUGCAUCAUUUCGAUUUUGCUUUUGUUCAACUAUUCAUAAGCGCUCAUGAUAUUUUUGGAAAAUAUUAUUUAAUCGCUAGUAAUAAUACGUUGAGUUCCGGGAAGGAAGAACAUCUUCUUGCCAUGGAUAUUAAUUCAACUGUCCUAGCACAAAAUUAUUGUCCAUACAUUGAUCAAUUAUUUAACACGACAAUUCUACGAUUAGUUUCAUUACAAAGAGCUAAAUAUUAUCAACAACCAUGUCAAAAUCAUUCUCAAUUGAUGUGUUUUCACGAUGAAAGUUUCAUAUGUGUCUGUGAUCGGUAUCACAUAACUAAAUGUUUCAAUUAUGCUCAUCGAUCAAUGAAUUGUUCAAGUUCACAUUCAUGUCUCAAUGGAGGAUUAUGUCUACAACAAGAUGAAAUUCGAAAUCCGCUUGAUUAUUUAUGUAUUUGUGAAGAAUGUUUCUUUGGAGAACGUUGUCAAUUUACUACUUCUCAGUAUACAAUUUCAUUAGAUGCACUUGUUGGUUCACUGAUUCUUGUAGAUACGCCGUUUCCACAACAGCCAUUCCUCAUUCAAAUGAUAUUUUUUAUUAUUUCUGCUCUUUUUUGCAUCGGAUUCUGUUUGAACACAUUGACUACUGCUCUUUUUAUUUGUCAAAAAGAUUGCCAAUCAACUGGGUGUGGAUUUUAUAUCAUUGCCUCAUCGGUUUUAGGUAUUGGUUGUUUAGGUGUAUUAAUGCUAAAAUGUAUCGCAUUAAUUCUAUUACCAGAGUUAUCUAGUGGAAUGAGCUGUAUUUUGAUUGAAUAUUUUCUUAAAUAUUUACCAACAGUAGUCGAUUGGACGCAUACAUGUGUGCUUCUUGAACGUGUUUCGACUAUUCGAAAAGGAGCAAGUUUUAAUAAGGAAACAAGCAAAAAUAUAGCUAAAAUUGUUAUUCCAAGUCUGAUUUUACUUAUUGGCAUAAGUCUGAUGCAUGAUCCUUUUCAUCGACAAUCAAUAAUUGAUCCUCGACUAACUCAAGGUCGUCGACCUUGGUGUAUGGUUGAAUUCAGCACAAGUAUUAGCAAAUUUUACAAUAUGAUCAUUAAUAUGUCACACUAUUUUAUUCCAUUCAUUAUCAAUCUUAUUUGUGCCGUAAUUAUCAUUUUAUAUGUAUCUCGUAUGAAAUCAAAGAUAAAAAGUCAGACUUACAGUAAGGUUCUCAAAAAACAAAUACUCGCUUGCAAACAUUUGAUUAUUAGUCCUAUUGUGCUAAUUAUUCUUGCUCUACCUCGUCUUACGUUUGCUACUAUAUUUACUUGUAUUUCAAAUUCAACACCAUGGCGAAUAUAUCUUCUCUUAGUCAGCCACUUGUUAAGCUUUUUUCCACAGAUCGGUACAUUAUUUAUCUUUGUUUUACCGUCGACAGAUUACACAAAUGAAUUGAGGAUUUUUACCAAAAAACUUCGUCUAAACAAAUCAGCAUGGAUAUAUUUUUCUGAUUUAUAUCGAUUGAAGCGUCAUAUAAAGUAA
This is a messenger RNA of Adineta ricciae, 4680 nucleotides long. The record is from the annotation of a GenBank genome assembly. Lineage: Eukaryota; Metazoa; Rotifera; Eurotatoria; Adinetida; Adinetidae.